CAACGAGCAUCACAAGACGGCCAACCGCGUUGCCGAGCAGACGAGUCCAGGAUUCAGGAAUCCAACUUUUCCAGUUAAAAAACAAAGCUAAAGUUCAGUUCAGAACCAAACCGAACGGUAAAGUUAUCGUAUAUUUGUUUUCCCAUUUCCGGUUGCAACUGUGGAGAGCCAAUAAAAGCGCAAUAAAGAAAACAGCCAGCGGCAAACAGAAGUAAAAAAAGGAGUUGAAAACGAAAAAUAACAAAACAAUAAUGUCGAUCUCCGAUUUCCGCAAAAAGAAGCUGCUUUUCCUGUUCAAUGUGUUCUUCGAUGUGAACCAAAGCGGCGAAAUCGACGUUAAGGACUUCGAGCUGGCCAUUGAGCGCGUUUGCCAACUGCGCGGCUGGCAGAAGGACACGCCGAAGAACAAGGAGACAUACGACCUGAUGAUGGAAAUCUGGACUGGUCUGCGCUCCAAGGCCGAUAAGGACAACGACGGACAGGUCAGCGUCGACGAGUGGUGCAACAUGUGGGACGCCUACGCCAAGGAUCCCAGCAGCGUGAUGGACUGGCAGAACGCCUACAUGAACUUCAUGUUCGAUCUGGAGGAUGCUUCGCAUGACGGCGGCAUCGAUGUGACCGAAUUCACCCUGGUCUGCUCCAGUUACGGCCUGGAGAAGACCGAGUGCGAGGAGGCAUUCACCAAGAUGGCUCAGGGUCAGAGCGAGGUCACCCGGGAGCAGUUUGCUGCGUUGUGGAAGGAGUACUUCGCCGCCGAGGAUGUAAAUGCGCCGGGCAACUACAUUUUCGGAAAGACCAGCUUCUAAAACCCAGCCAAAUGAGCUACGAUACUGGACAUACUGAACAAAUGCAACAAGUGAAAUUAUUAUUAAAAUAAAUAUAAUAUAUAUAUUAUAUAUCGAUAUCGAUAGGGGAGGGAGACCUCCCGGUUUUGAUGCUCCGUCGUUGUUAGUUGAGUGUUGUUUUCUCUCCAAGAAUCUCAAGUUUUGCCCAAUUCAAUGUUCUAAUUUAGUAGCGUAAUCUGUCUGUAACCUAUUUAUAUUUUAUAUAUGCUAGCUGGAGUAUCUCUAAACAAACACAUACAUAUAUGCAAAAAAAAGUGUACCUUUACGAACUACGACUAUAUCUGGCAAAAGAUAUCAAUUACGAGGUGGGAUCCCGCACAGAUCCGUAUCAAUGUGGUGCGUAAAUUAAAUCAAUUAAACUGUCAAAUUGUUAUGUGUGUGUAGUCGUCGUUUAUCGUCUCGCAUCUAUGGCGUAUAAAUUUAAAUGUAAAUGUAAAGUGUUCCAAGAAAUUACAAUAAUAAAAUCAAAGUAUCUACA
Drosophila eugracilis is the source of this 1323-nucleotide messenger RNA. RefSeq names its product calexcitin-2 (gene Scp2). The transcript is spliced from 5 exons. The coding region runs from base 252 to 806 and encodes 184 amino acids. Gene Ontology annotation, molecular function: calcium ion binding. Lineage: Eukaryota; Metazoa; Arthropoda; Insecta; Diptera; Drosophilidae. The record is from RefSeq and is a predicted model, not a curated record.